AUGAGGGAGGUCAAUUUCAGCAUUCCGAAUGCCAACAAGGCCUCGGUCGGUAUCACCACCGCCCUCUACGAUCGUCGCGCCCUCGACUGCACCUCGACCCUGCCGCUCAUCAACUCGCUCAACCAUCUCGCGUACCUGACUGCGUCCUCGGCCCGGAUACGAGAUAUCCUCACCGUCGAUGGCGGCAUCGAGCGGCUGAUAUGCAUACUGAAGGACGGCAGGAGCAAGGACAUGAUGGACAUGUGGAAGUGGAACCUCGCAUUCCAAUGCAUCUUCAAUAUUGGCGUGCGUGGCUCCGAGAACGUCAGAACUAGAGUGGUGGAGGCGGACAUGGUGCCCGUAAUUGCAACCAUUCUAGACAACUACAUCAAGGUUGUGGACAAAUGCAGGGAGCGGGCAGAAGCUGAGCUGCGUAAAACCACCCGUCUUGGCGGCUCAAGCAGACACCACUCAUCACGUUCAGGCGAGGUAGCUUCCAGCUCCAGCCAUAGAGCUGAGCGGACGAGGCGUGCAAUACCCCCUCCGAUCGAGAUUCCACAGACCUUCACCCAGACGCCUUUGGAAUCGCAGGCUGGAGACACCACCCCCACCCCGGCCUUCUCACUGAGCUCACCGCCUGAACGAACAUCAUUCGCCCGCCCCCAUCAUCAUCAUCAUCAUCAUCAUCAUCACCGCAGCCAAGAAGGCAGGGCUCACCUGUUUGGAACCGUUGGCGGCACAACUCGCAAUAUCGGGCAGCCGAUGGUCUCAGCAUUGCCGGCCAUGGAGACCACAACCACAUUUGCGCUGAGGCCCGUGCGAGAUGUUGAUCGACUUCCCUCAAUGCUUCCUGCGUUGCAGGGGGAAAUCACUUCCCAACCCGAAUCUCCAACCACGCCAAACGCUCCACACGGCCGGCAGACCAGCCCCCGGCCAGGUGCCGGACGAUCACGACGCCGCCCGUCCAUUCGCCAUCAACUUUCUCUGUCUGGGGAGUCUGACAUUGAUGGCCACCACGAGGAGAUGGCUGCCGAAGCCACAAACGCCGGUGCGGCUGUUAAUGAGCCCAUUGUCGGAAUACAAAACGAGAUUAAUAUGUCUGACAUGGUGGAUAAUGCGGAGAUGCUCGAUGCUGGAGCUACCCCAGUCGCCCUCGCAGCUCCACCAUCAGAGGGGGCUGAUGAAAGCCACGAGACGUUCAACAUCACCCACCGCCCCGCCCUGGAUGGAAGCCUCAUUAAUCCCGCCAAUACUCAGACCACUGGUCCCAUUGGUGGUUUCUCUCCCGUGCAACCAGCCAUCAACGUGGUUAAUACUAAUCCCCCUCCACCGUGGUACCCCCGCUACUCCCAGGAUCGUAAUGCCACUGCUGGCGUACUCGCUGCAAUGCCUCGAGAUGAGGACGUCCUCAUGUCCCUCCAGCUCCUCGCGUACGUGUCGAAAUACUGCAACCUCCGCUCGUACUUCCAAAAAUCUCACCUCGUCCCAAAACUCAAGAUCGGUUCAGACCUACAGUUACUUGACGGAGAGGUAGCGAGCCCAUCUCCUGUAUUGGACGAAGAAGAAGACGAGGAAUACCUCCUUCCGGAUGAUUUCAACAUCUUCCCGCUUGUCGAAAAGUUCACCGUCCGACAUCACACUUCAGACAUGCAGUAUUGGGCAAGCGUAGUGAUGCGAAACCUGUGUCGGAAAGAUGACUCAAGAGGUGGCAUUCGACAAUGCGCGUAUUACCACAAAGAGUGUCAAAAGAGCGCCUGGGUCUUCCACCGGCACUGGUGUGUGGCAGCAAACUAG
This is a messenger RNA of Lindgomyces ingoldianus, 1773 nucleotides long. RefSeq names its product MYND-type zinc finger protein MUB1. NCBI's taxonomy places the organism in Eukaryota, Fungi, Ascomycota, Dothideomycetes, Pleosporales, Lindgomycetaceae. The coding region runs from base 1 to 1773 and encodes 590 amino acids. The record is from RefSeq and is a predicted model, not a curated record. Gene Ontology annotation, cellular component: MUB1-RAD6-UBR2 ubiquitin ligase complex. The transcript is spliced from 2 exons. Gene Ontology annotation, biological process: establishment or maintenance of cell polarity; ubiquitin-dependent protein catabolic process.